Penicilliopsis zonata CBS 506.65 is the source of this 1506-nucleotide messenger RNA. RefSeq lists its product as hypothetical. Lineage: Eukaryota; Fungi; Ascomycota; Eurotiomycetes; Eurotiales; Aspergillaceae. The record is from RefSeq and is a predicted model, not a curated record. Bases 415 to 1506 code for a protein of 363 amino acids. The transcript is spliced from 4 exons. Gene Ontology annotation, molecular function: oxidoreductase activity.
AAAAAGUUCAUGGCCGUCGAUUUAUACAGUUCUUCUGGUCGGUUCUUUUCGGUCCAAAAGACCCCGAUGGCGGCUAUUAGGGAUUUUCUCUCUGUCGCAACCAUCACCAUCACCACUACACAGCGCACACUGACCAGGAUUACUACAAUCUACUUGCAUCCCCGCACCUAAUGUCGGUGGACUCGCCGUUAUCAGACCAUCCCUGUCCAUUUAUCGGUUGUCUGAUUGACACCGCAUCGUGAUCCCAGUUGCUCCGUAUGGUUGGCUACCGAGGCCUGUCAAAAAGCAAUGGGACGAUUCGUUCCCCUCAUUGAAAUACCAAUAUGAAUCCGGCUGAUUUCAAACCUGAUUGAGAUGUCUAGGAACUGAUUCAGCUACUGUGGUUCUACUACUGUCAAUUCACUGUUGAGCACAAUGACUCUCCCAGCAACGUACAAAGCGGCCAUCUAUGACCAGCCAGGCACAAUCUCUACCAAGGUAGUAGACCUUGACCUCCCGGAGCCGGGCGUGGGCGAGGUUCUAGUCAACCUUACUCACUCGGGCGUUUGUCGCUCCGACCUCGCGAUCAUGACCAAUUCCUGGCAAACGUUUCCUCGCCCGACACUCCCCGGCCAGGUUGGUGGCCAUGAAGGCGUCGGUGUCGUGGUCAAGCUGGGGCCAUGGACCGAGUCGUCCGACGUCAAGAUCGGAGACCGUGUAGGGAUCAAAUGGCUUGCUAGUGCCUGUGGGAACUGCGAACCCUGCCAGGCCGGCGCAGACGCAAUAUGCUUCAAACAAAAGAUCUCCGGCUACUACACCCCCGGCACCUUCCAGCAGUAUGUUCUUGCGCCCGCACGAUACGUUACCCCCAUCCCCGACGGGCUUGCCUCGGACGCCGCGGCACCCAUGCUCUGCGCGGGCGUCACCGUGUACUCCGCUCUGCGACGGAGCAAGGCCCAAGCAGGGCAGUGGGUGGUCAUCUCCGGCGCAGGCGGCGGGCUGGGCCAUCUAGCCGUGCAGCUUGCGAGCCGCGGGCUAGGCUUGCGCGUGGUCGGCGUCGAUGCGGGGAGUAAAGAAGCGCUCGUACGAGAAAGUGGCGCCGAGCAUUUCGUCGAUUUGGCCCAGUUCAAAGACGACUCUACCCACGACAAAAUCGUCGAGCAUGUGCGUUCGCUGGCGGACGGGCUGGGCGCCCACGCCGCCCUGGUCUGCACGGAUUCCAAUGCCGCCUACGCGCAGGCCCUGCGUUUCCUGCGCUUCAACGGCACGCUCGUCUGCGUGGGCAUGCCGGAGGGCCGCUCCGUGCCCAUUGCGUCGGCGUACCCGGCCGUCAUGGUCCUGAACCAGUUGACCAUCACGGGCUCCGCCGUGGGGACCCGUAUGGAUGCUAUUGAAACCCUACGCUUUGCCGCUCGGGGAGCCGUCCGCUCGCAUUUCCGUGUCGAGAAGCUCGACGCCCUAACGGAUGUGUUUCGCGAGAUGCACGAGGGGACUCUCCAGGGGAGAGUCGUCCUAGACUUACAGUAG